Molecule: messenger RNA, 4325 nt
Organism: Lactuca sativa (garden lettuce)
Lineage: Eukaryota; Viridiplantae; Streptophyta; Magnoliopsida; Asterales; Asteraceae
Product: receptor like protein kinase S.2
Biological process (GO): protein autophosphorylation
Cellular component (GO): plasma membrane; plasmodesma
Molecular function (GO): ATP binding; transmembrane receptor protein tyrosine kinase activity
Source: RefSeq, a predicted model, not a curated record
CCUGUCUUCACAAAUAGAUUGGGAAGGAAUCCAAUAUUUGAAAACACACACACACAAACUCCAUAUCUGCUUUUCAUCGAGCGUUCUUAUCUCUUCACAUUCAUUUGCUGCCUCUCCUUUUCUUGCUCUCGUUUUACUUGUAAACACAAAUAUCAUGGCUUCAUCUUCCUACAAAAAGUUUGCUCACUUACAAAUCCCUCUGGAAGAGAUAGUAUCCGCCACCAGCAAUUUUUCUGAAUCAAAUAUCAUUCAAACAACUGGAUUUGGAAACGCUUACAAAGGACAACUCUUGCGGUCUGAACAACUGAUUGAUAUUUCCGCACACAGGCUAGAUCGUAAGUUUGGGCAAGGAAACACUGAGUUCUGGAAGGAGAUCUCGAUUCUUUCUAGUCUCAAGCAUGAAAAUCUGGUCUCCCUUGUUGGUUUCUGUGAUGAGGUAGAUGAGAAGAUCGUCAUAACAAAGCUUGAGGCCAACGGAAGUCUGGAUAAAUUUCUAAGAGAUCCGACCCUGACAUGGAUCCGAAGAUUGGAGAUAUGUGUCGGUGUUGCCCACGCGCUGAGUUACAUUUAUUAUGACAAGGGACGUGAUUUUAGCGUUGUACAUCGUGAUAUCAAGAGCUCAAACAUUCUGUUAGAUGACCACUGGAAAGCAAAAUUAUGUGGUUUUAAUCUUUCCAUUAAUCAAAAAGCAGCUCGAAGGCACCGUUUUUGCCUUGAUAACGUUUGUGGUACAAUGGGGUAUUGUGACCCAACAUAUAUUCAAAGCGGAAGUGUUAGCCACAAGUCGGAUGUAUAUUCUUUAGGAGUCGUAUUAUUUGAAGUACUAUGUGGAAAGGAAGCAGUAAUCAUAGAGGAGAAUAAUAGGCUAUUAGCUCCAUUGGUCAAAUGCCACUAUGAACAAGGAAAAGUAGAUGAUCUUAUCGAUCCGGAUCUAUGGAAACAGAUGGACCCACAAUCAUUCAAAAUCUUCUCAGAAACAGCAUAUUAUUGCUUGAAGGAACAGCGAUCACAACGCCCAAGCAUAGAUCAGAUUGUCAUAAAACUUGAGAAAGCGUUGGAAUCUCAAUGGAAACAUGAAAAUCCUGUCUACACGAUUGGUCAAGGCACAACAUCCAAGAGCUUAAAGGGGAAAAACUUGGAGCACUUAGAGAUCCCACUACUUGAUAUAGAAAAGGCAACAGAGAAUUUUUCUGAAAAAUACCUAAUUGGGUCGGGCACAUAUGGUGAUGUCUACAAAGCAGAACUUGACCAUUUUGAUAUCAACAAUUUCUUGCCAUUAGAAGUGAAAAACAAAAGCAAACUUCCAAAGAAGCGCAGCUCUGUAGCUAUAAAGCGGAUAUUGAUUAGAGAAGACAAUCAAGGAGAACAAGGGUUCCUUGCAGAAAUCGAAAUGCUUACUAGUUGCAAGCACCCCAACAUAGUCUCUCUUAUUGGCUUUUGUAAUGAAGGUCGCCAUAUGAUACUUGUCUAUGAGCAUGCUUCUAAUGGAAGCCUUGAUGAAUAUUUGGGAAACACCGGUAGCUUGACUAAUCUUACUUGGGUGCAACGUAUAAAGAUAUGCAUUGAUGUUGCACAUGGUUUGAAUUACAUUCACAACAAGAUAGAGGAUGAACGAAGGAUAAUACACCGUGACAUAAAAAGCGGUAACAUUCUCUUGACUGAGAAUUGGGAGGCAAAGAUUGCUGAUUUUGGCCUUUCUAAAUUCCGCCCGGAGAAUCAACAGUUGAACACACUCUAUACAGAAAAUAUUGCGGGCACAAAAGUGUAUCUGGAUCCGGAAUAUGAUAAAACGGGUAGGUUGAAGAAUGAAACAGAUAUUUACUCUUUUGGGGUCGUUUUAUUUGAGAUGUUGUCUGGGAGGUUUGCGAAUGAUCCAAUUUACACCAAGGAAGAUAUUAACGGGAUUGCACCUGUCGCACGUAGACGCUUCAAUGAGGGAACAAUAAAGGAAAUGGUUGAUCCUAGGUUAUUGGAAGAAACUCAUGAAACCAUUUUCAAUCCAAAUAAAGGACCAGAUCAAGAUUCCUUAGAUGCAUUUUCAAAAAUUGCCUACCAGUGUGUGGCAGAAACCCAAGUUGAGCGUCCAACAGCGGAAGUCAUUGUCAAGAAACUUGAAGAAGCAUUAUCUUUUCAAGAAAACUCCAAAGAAAACAUCAAAAUUUCUCUCGAUGACAUAAAAUCGGCCACACGAAACUUCAGUGAUGACCACUUGAUUGGUAGGGGUGGAUUUGGGAAAGUCUACAAAGGACAAAUUACACAUGCUACUGGAUGUAAUGUCAUUGCUGCAAAGCGGCUGGACAGACAGUUCGGUCAGGGAGAACCAGAAUUUUUGUGGGAGCUGCAAAUUCUUUUGGAGUAUAAACAUGAGAAUAUCAUUGGUCUUGUGGGUUAUUGCAACGAAAUGGAUGAAAGCAUCAUUGUUUAUGAGUAUGCGUCUAGAGGAACUCUUGAUAGGUAUUUGUCAGACAAUGAUCUUUCAUGGAUUAAACGUCUUGAGAUAUGCAUUGAUAUUGCCAUGGGGUUAGAUUUCCUUCAUGGAGGUGCUGUAACUCAAGAUGUGGUGAUACAUAGGGACAUCAAAUGUUCAAAUAUUCUUCUAAAUGAUGAUUGGAAAGCAAAAAUUACUGAUUUUGUGCUUUCCUUGUUAAGUCCAAUAAAUAAGGAUAUUGAUUUUGUCAUCGAUAAUGCUUGCGGUACAAUGGGCUAUUGUGACCCACUUUACAUUGAAUUGGGUUUCUUAACAGAAAAAUCUGAUAUAUACUCGUUCGGGGUGGUUUUAUUAGAGAUCUUGUGUGGGAGAUUAUGUUUUGAAGAAAGCAAAGACCAACUUCCACGAUUCCUAACCACUAUGUUUAAACACCGCUAUGUAGAAGGAACAGUCGAUGAGAUAGCGUUUGAAGGCAUAAAGGAACAAAUUGUUCCAAAAUCGUUGUCUAUGUUUCAAAAGAUUGCCUAUCAAUGCUUACAACGUGAAAGAGAACAACGACCAACAUCUAGUGAGGUGCUACUGCAACUUAAGAAGGCAUUGGAAUACCAGAUGGAAAACACAUCUGCCAACAACAGAGCGAUUGUUCCUGCGACAAAUGAACUUGUUCCUCCUUUAUCACAUAAUGUGUUGGUGCCUCCACACAAACCAGAGAAAUUCAAUGGCUUGGAUUUUAAAGGAUGGCAACAGGAAAUGAUUGUCUACUUGAAAACACUCAACUUGGAUGGAUUUCUGACAAAGGAUCCACCCGAGUUGAAUGCCCAUGUAGGAGACAUUCAAGCACCAGCUGUCUUUGAUGCUUUGAAGAACUCAGAUUUCCUGUGUCGCAAUUAUAUAUUGAAUUGCUUAGUGGAGGCAUUAUCAAACAGGCAUAGUACCACUAAAACAGCAAAAGAAUUAUGGGAAUCCUUGGAGCGGGAGUACAAUACAGAGGAUGUCGAUGUUGUUGCACGUUUUCUAGAGUACAAAAUGGUGGAUUCUAAAGCAGUUGUGGAUCAGGUGCAAGAACUCCAGAUAAUCAUGCAUGACAUUCACACCGAGGGAACCACAUUGAGCGAGACUUUUCAAGUAGGUGCGAUUAUUGAAAAGUUGCCUCCAACUUGGGUAGAUUUCAAGAAAUAUUUGAAAAAUAAGAGAAAGGAAAUGAGUGUGGAAGACCUCAUCAUACAGCUACAAAUUGAGGAGGGCAAUAGGUUGGCUGAAAACAGAGGGUAUGUUUCAGAUGUGCCUAUUUAUUAGGGUAAUGUUUUAGAACCUGACAAAUCAUCAGAGGGCCAACAUUUGAAAGAUGGCUAGCGCAAAAAGCUAAAGCUUUAUCUUGGGUCAAAACUCAAAAGGUGGAAAGUUAGAAAAGAAAUUCUGAUGGAAAUGCUACAAUUUAGAUCAGUUUGGCCAAAAAGUUGGUAUCUUUUGAAAGGACAAAAAGACUUUUGGGAAAAGUUCCAAAAAGCAAGGUUUCUACUUUUCCAAAAAGUCAGUUUUCCUUCUAUAAAAAAUUGAAAAUGAACUUUUACCAAACAUUUUUUCUCUAUUAUCUUUUCCCAAAAGUCUUUUUGCCCUCUAAAAAGAUACCCCAAACACCCCCUACGUUGCACAAGUGAAAGAAGACGGGAGAAGUGAACCACUUAUACUUGUGUCACGCUAGAGGUGCCCAAAACGGCCCUUGUAUUUAUGAUUUCGUAAUUAAUCUCCUCGUGUGUAUAAUGAGAAAGAGCUGUAUAGACUUUUAAUUAAUGUCAUGCCAUCAUUUCUCAAGGGGUAAUUAUGUAAGAAAAAACCUAUGCAUUAUGAGAAAGAGCUGUAUAUAUUUUUUUGAAUACAAACCUUGGCUUUUGGCAAA